Messenger RNA from Silurus meridionalis, 2554 nucleotides. RefSeq names its product utrophin-like. NCBI's taxonomy places the organism in Eukaryota, Metazoa, Chordata, Actinopteri, Siluriformes, Siluridae. The transcript is spliced from 17 exons. The record is from RefSeq and is a predicted model, not a curated record. Bases 298 to 2439 code for a protein of 713 amino acids. Gene Ontology annotation, cellular component: plasma membrane. Gene Ontology annotation, biological process: synaptic signaling. Gene Ontology annotation, molecular function: protein binding; zinc ion binding.
GGGAGGAUGCUUCUAAAGCUGCUGCUCUGUGAGACACUGUCUUUUCAGAACAUUCUCAUAAAUUUUGUGUUUUGCAUUAGUUUUACCCAGUACGUGUUCAUGCCAGAAGACUACUAUUGAGCUGGAAUCCUCUAUCGGUUGCACUUGGAUUAAGCCCCUUCACAGCCCUUUUACAUUCAGCUAUGCCCUUCAGCUUCAGAGGAAGACCAUUUAAAACCAUGGAAGUGGAAUAGCGAAGAUUUUGGGAGUGUUAAAUGCUCUUUGCAUAUUGGAGAGAACAGGUGGCUGUUGUCCCAAAUGAUGAAAAUCUUGAGGAGCUUCCGGAGGGAAAACAACUGGAAAAUAAUGGCUAUGGUGAGAUCCUCACUCCAGAAAGUGAUGCUGUUUCUGCACAGAGUCCAAACCAUGACUUUCACAUCACCGAGAUAUCAGAAACUGUGCAAGGAUAUUCAGACAGAGAUCGAUGCCAACUGUGCUUCCUCAAGAAGGAGGUCCAGUGACCAGUUUCACAGUUUCCAAGGAAUAAGCCCUGAUGAAAAUAACUACAAUUAUAGAAAUUCUAUCUUUCCUAACAGGGACUUUGUGGAACCUCAGAAUGAGAGUGGAGCAGGCCUGAUUUCUCUCUUGGAGGAGCUUUGGCUCUGGGUGAAGCUGAAAGAUGAAGAACUGUUGCAGCAAAGCACCAGUGUAGAUGAUCUGAGUAAUCUUCUGCAGCAACAAGACAUCUGUAUGCGUGUGGAGCCUCUGAGUGAAAACAGCAUGAAAGAAGCAGCAGCAUCUGGUCUGCAGGGGAGAAGCAUGUGGCUGGCUCAUGCAGUGCUAGAUGAAGCCAUGGAAGAGCAGCAUCACUGGGAUCGCUUAUGUUUUAACACAGCCAGCUGGCACCAGCAGGUCAGCUGGAUAGUGAGAAAACUGCAGGACCUCCAGGAUGCUAUGCAUCAGCUAGACUUGGGCUUGGCAGAGAUGGAGGAUAAGUGGGAGGGAUGGUGCUCAGAAGGACAAACUCUGGUCAGCUAUAUGCUGGAUGGUUUUGAGGAAAGUCAAAGUUUUAUUAGGGGAAGAACAGAAAUGUAUCCCUGUGCAAGAGAUAUGAGUAGCAGUUUGGUUCCACUUCCUGACAUUCAGCUGGCUCCAAUUUCAUCACUGCCACCUCAUAGUGCUGAAACACAGCUGGACAUUUUAGAGGUACCAGUGAUGAAUCACAGACUGUUCCUAGAUGCUCAAGUUGAUAACAGACUGUUGUCUCAACACUUCUUAUCUGUCUCUGUUCAGUACCCAUGGCAGAGGGCUGUAUUCCAUAACAGUGUUCCUUAUUACAUCAAUCAUGAAAAGCAGACCACAUCCUGGGAUCAUCCAACAAUGACUCAGCUAUUUCAGUCAAUGAUUGAGCUCCAGCAUGUGAGAUUUUCAGCCUACCGCACAGCUUUGAAGAGCCGCAGAGUUCAGAAAGCCUUGUGCUUGGACCUUUUGGAGUUGGACAUGGCUCAGACUGUCUUUAAACAACAUCAACUGACUAAAAAUGAGCAACUUUUGGAGGUUCCAGCCAUCAUUACAUGUCUGUUGACAAUAUACACUGAACUUCAUCAGGUGUAUCCAGAGCUCAUUGAUAUCCCCCUGUGUGUGGACCUGUGUCUUAACUGGCUCCUAAAUGUUUACGACAGAGAUCGUACUGGAAAAAUUCAAGUUCUGUCCAUAAAGACUGGGCUGUUUUCUCUUUCAAAAGGACACCUUGGAAAGAAGUAUAAAUAUCUGUUCACUCAGGUGGCAAGCUCUGCAGGAGUGUGUACCCCAAAACAGCUGGCACUGCUGCUGCACACCACUCUCCAGAUUCCCUUUCAACUGGGUGAAGCUGUUGCUUUUGGGGGGAGUAAUGUAGAACCAAGUGUCCACAGUUGCUUUCAGCAUGUUGGCGAUAAGGACACAGUUGAGCUGGAGCAGUUUGUGGAGUGGAUGCAUUUGGAGCCUCAGUCUAUGGUGUGGCUGCCAGUGCUGCACAGAUUAGCUGCAGCUGAGAACGCCAAGCACAAGGCCAAGUGUAACAUCUGUAAAGAGUGUCCCAUGGUGGGCUUUAGGUAUCGCAGUCUGAAGCACUUCAACUAUGAUGUGUGUCAAAGAUGUUUUUUCACUGGAAGAACCACCAGAAGUCACAAAUUAACCUAUCCCAUGGUGGAAUACUGUAUGCCUACCACCUCUGGGGAAGAUGUGCGUGAUUUUACCAAGGUGCUGAAAAACAAGUUUCGAUCUAAGAAGUACUUCAGUAAACACCCACGUCUUGGAUACCUGCCAGUCCAGACUAUUGAUCUAGACAUGAAUGAGAACUACACAUACAGCCAGGAUGGUGGACAUGUGGGAUCAGGAACACACCAGACAGAUGUCUUAUCAGGAGGAAGUGACAAACAACUACCCUGUCACUGCAUUUAUUUGACUACACAGCAAUGAUGGCUUUCAAUUACUGUAAAUAUUAAUUAUAAUAAUAGAUCCGGCCCCAGAAAUUUACAUUUACAUUUACAGCAUUUAGCAGACGCCCUUGUCCAAAGUGACAUACAAAUGUGCU